AUGGAGCCCACCUUGACCAGUCGGGCAUUUCGUUGGGCAAUAAUCAGUCAACCAAUUGCCCAGCCUUCAUCCGCCUCAAAGCUCGACUCGCUCAACCAGCCCAACCGCCUCUCGAACCGGGGCACAGCGUUUCACGCCAAGCUGACGGAUUUUGGCACAGUCACCUCCAUGUUGAAGUGCGUGGACUCCGACGAGCCGAGCCUGCUGGAGAAGGACCUGACUUUGCUGCUGAAUGUGAGCUUGGACGACGACAACAAGGUGGGUCUGGUGGCAGAAGGAGCGAUUGCUAGAGUCGUGGCGGUGCUGCAAGGUGGCUCGCCGAACAGCCGGGCCAUGGCUAAGACAAUGUUGACCAACUUGGCCGUCGUGGAGGUCAACAAGGCCACAAUCGGGUCAUACCCGUAUGCAAUUCGAGCUUUUUUUUUUCUCCUUAGGGACGGCAAGGGUCAGGAGAAGAAAGAGGCGGCGACGACGCUCUAUGCUAUCUGUCGUUUCAGGACAAUUGGCUGCGGGCGGUGCGGUUUCAAUUUUGAUCCCCACGAAAUAAAGCGGGUUGAACCCGCAUGA
Molecule: messenger RNA, 567 nt
Organism: Rosa chinensis
Lineage: Eukaryota; Viridiplantae; Streptophyta; Magnoliopsida; Rosales; Rosaceae
Product: U-box domain-containing protein 8-like
Exons: 2
Coding region: 1-567 (188 amino acids)
Cellular component (GO): nucleus; cytoplasm
Source: RefSeq, a predicted model, not a curated record